Messenger RNA from Eucalyptus grandis, 2877 nucleotides. RefSeq names its product cytochrome P450 81Q32. The coding region runs from base 1264 to 2784 and encodes 506 amino acids. Gene Ontology annotation, molecular function: heme binding; monooxygenase activity; iron ion binding. The record is from RefSeq and is a predicted model, not a curated record. The transcript has 3 exons. Lineage: Eukaryota; Viridiplantae; Streptophyta; Magnoliopsida; Myrtales; Myrtaceae.
CUCGCCCUGACUCUCUCUCUCCGAUCGCCCCUUCUUCUUCUUCUUUUUUCUUUUUUCUGUGGAUUUCUAUGCGUUUCCAAUCCGACCCAUUUUAGGCCGCUUCUGUCUUCACCAACGCUAGGAAUCGAGGCUUCUUGGAGGGAUGUGGGUUCUCCACCUCGUUGUCCACGUUGCCAGAGACUGCAAACCGGAGGAGAAUAUCGGGAGUAGAUCGAACUCGCGGUGUCCCUGGCUCUAUGUGUGAGUUGAACCCACGCCCUCUGAGACGCUCACUAUGUUGGCAGUCGAGGCGGCGGCGGCAGCCAAGGAGGUAGGAGUGGGGGCCUCGUAGUGGCACCUCUUGUGCCUACCAAGAGCUUGGCCGGUGGGGAAGCUCUUGUGGCAGAUCAAGCACUCGCGCACCUUCCCGGACAUACCAGAGGAGGUGGUCACCGCGGCCUGACAACAUGGACCUACGUUGGACACGUGGUGCAAUUUGAGUUGCCUUCUUAUUUGCCACGUUGCAGCAUUAGAUGUAGCCAAUUUUUUCUCGUCUUGCCGAAGUUGGUGGUCGGGUGCAGACCGGCAACAAUAGAUGGCGUCGAAGGAGGUCAUGCGCGCAGGACGGCUUAAAAGGUGAAGGGGGCUUCUUCUUCAUCUUCGGCUGGCCAAAAAAAAAAAACGGAAGGAGCCCGAGAGUAAACAGAGAGAGAGAGAGAGCGCUACCUCGCUCGCACCAGGAAGGAAAGGGAGAGACGUCGUUGCUGGAGGCCAGCUCAUUGGUCAUCGUCGGCUGUAGCUCCGGGCUCGAACCAACCAAUGCACCUCGCAUGUUGAUGAAGUGCCUCAAAGAGAAACAGAAGAAGAGAGUGUUGAGACAGAGAGGAAACUCGAUCUGGGCAUUGUUUUGACCAACACGCAGAGGGAGGGAGACAAGGAACGACGAGCAUAGCGAGGAGCAAGGAAGUGAAUGACUAUUCCGGUGAAGUAUUCUCACGAGACUCCCCCGACGAUCGAUUUGUGGCCAUCAUUCUCCGAUAACUAGAAGUUUGGGCUUGGCCGGUGGCCGUGAUCCGUUCCUUUCCAAAGACCAGGUAAGUCAACAGCUCCAGCCACAAAUAAGGAAUAUUUUACGGACAACUCGAUGAAUAUCGUGCACCUAUAAAUACGCACAUUCAUAGCUAGCAAGCAGCCGCUCAGAGAAGUCAGGUCAUUAACCCCUCCAUUAUUAAACCAAUCAUCAUCCCCGAAAAUCAACUUGAAUCAAUCAAGAACCAAACAGAAAUGGAGUAUGGCAAUCUGCUAUUCUUAUUAGCAAUCUCUCUAACAAUCAUCUCAACCACUCACAAGCUCUUGCGCCGAUUAAUCACAAGAACGCCCAAAAAGAACCACCCUCCAAGCCCACCUUCCCUUCCCAUCGUCGGCCACCUCCACCGUCUCCAGAAGCCCCUCCACCGGACCCUCCUCACUCUGUGCCGCACCUAUGGCCCCGUCCUCUCCCUCCGCUUUGGUGUUCGUCCCGUCGUCAUCGUUUCGUCCAUGCCUGCUGCCGAGGAAUGCUUCACCAAGAACGAUGUCGUGCUUGCAAACCGGCCCAAGUUCAUCAUAGGCAAGUACCUCGGGUACAACUACACCACCCUCGUCGGCGCCCCCUACGGUGACCACUGGCGCAACCUCCGCCGCAUCGGUGCUGUCGAGAUCUUCUCCUCGCACCGCCUUGAUGCAUCCCUCGGAAUCCGCAAGGAUGAGGUCAAGCGCCUCGUGAGGAAGCUGCUUGGGUGCCAAAGCAGCGAUGGGUUUGCAAGGGUGGAGAUGGGGGCGGCACUGACGGAGCUGAUGUUCAACGUGAUGAUGAGAAUGAUGGCGGGGAAGAGAUACUACGGGGAGGACGUGAGCGACGUGGAGGAGGCAGCGAUGUUCAGGGACAUCAUCAAGGAGAUCGUGAAGAACUCAGGGAGCUCGUAUGCCGGGGACUUCCUGCCGCCGCUGAGGUGGAUCGAUUACGGUGGGUUCAUGAAGAGGAUGUUCGAGCUUGGGAAGAAGACGGACGGGUUCUUGCAGGGGCUGAUCGAUGAGCAUCGGAAGAAGAAGGAGAGCGAUGAGGAGAAGAAGAGCAUGAUCGAUCACUUGCUGGUGAUGCAGGUGUCGCAGCCGGAGUAUUACACGGACGAGAUCAUCAAGGGAUUCUUGCUGACAUUACUGAUUGCUGGAACUGAUACAUCAUCUAUCACAAUGGAGUGGGCGCUAGCCAAUUUGCUCAACCAUCCUAGCAUCUUAGAAAAGGCAAGAGCAGAGCUAGGCUCCCAAAUCGGCCAAGAUCGCUUGGUAGAUGAAUCAGAUCUUGCAAAGCUACCUUACCUACAGAACAUUAUUGCAGAGACGCUUCGCUUACAUCCACCUGUCCCACUUCUCAUACCCCACUACUCAUCAGAUGACUGCACAAUAGGAGGAUAUGACGUGGCCCGUGACACAAUCGUAAUGAUCAAUGCUUGGGCCAUUCAUCGAGACCCUCAACAAUGGCCCAAUCCGACGGCCUUCAUGCCGGAAAGGUUUGAAAGUGGUGAUGGUCAAAUGGAUAGGUUGAUAUUGCCUUUUGGGAUGGGGAGGAGAGCAUGCCCUGGUGCACCUUUGGCUCAUAAAAUGGUGGGCUUGACUUUGGCUUCGCUCAUUCAAUGCUUUGAGUGGAAGAGGACUGGAGAAGAGGAAGUUGACAUGAGGGAGGGUGAAGGUUUAACAAUGCCCAAGGAUAAGCCAUUGGAAGCAUUGUGCAAGGCACGUGAGAUCAUGAAUAGAAUUCUUUCUUAAUCAUCUAAUGCUGUAUAGGGGAGCAUAUUUACGAGGUGGUUUUCGAUACCAGGUUAUUUUUUUAAUAAUAUAAUAUUGUGCGAGCAUUUGAUG